GAAUCAAACAGAUGGGAAUCAGAAAGAAGAUCUUAGAUGGAGUCCAUGAGGUGCAUAAGAAAGACUGGGAGCAGGGCAGUCUACCAACAGUACAGUACAGUAGGCAGCUAAGUUGUACAGAGGCAGUGGCUGUACUGGCAAACCUCAGCAAGCAUGCAGAUUACAUAGGAUGUACAGUGGCUUACAUAAAGGAGCAAAUCAAAGAAGAUCCCAAAUUAUUACAAGCAGGGCAGCAAGGCUAUGGCCACCAGGAUAUGUGCAAACAUACAGAUAAAGCCAUUAGAAAUACACAACAACUGUACACAGAACUUAAUUUACUCAGGGAAAGUUUAGCAAAGGUAACUGAGAAAGAAUACCAGGCUCCUGAUCUUAUUACAACUCCAAACAGGAAAAGGAAAACAAAACGGCUCAGAAGACUGGCAGUUGGGACAUUAAUAGUGGGCUCUCUUCUUGGUAUAUGCUUCUGGAAACGAGACUCUGUUUUAGACUGGAUCAGCAAUGCACGGGAUCAGCUGUGGACACAAUAAUAUAGUAUCACCAAGUUUAUUGUGUGACUUGGGAACACAAUACUUUUCACAUUACCUUGAUAUUAAUACAUGACUACAGGGCACUCCAAGAGUGUAGACCUUUGCCAAGGAAAAAAAAGGCAAUAAAAUGCUUUAAAUAUACUAGUAGACACAGAUUUAGUUGAAAUUGAUCACUUUUUUCUCUCCUGAAUAACUUUUACAUCCUGGAAAUUUCAUAGUUGGAAGGAUUUCAGAUUGGAUUAUACUGGUGGUGCUUGUACUGUAAAACAUUUUCAUAUGGAUUAUUUCAAUUCUUUCAGAAAAAAAUGUGAUGUUUAUGGUUUGCUUAUUUAAUUAUAUUUUGCAAAGGGAUGCUGCACUGUUAUUACUGUGAUUAGUUGAAGAAGGAUUUAUGAUGCUUGUAUUGUUGAUGGAUUUCAUAUGAAUGCACAAAAAGAUGUUUAUGUCAUGGGUUUAAAUGUAAUGCAUUUAAUUUAAGUAAAAUUGAGGGAGAGAAAGGUAAGGAGGGAUAUUCACACGCAUGCAUGCGCAUAAAGAAAGUUCAGAAUAUUCUGCAGUCUGACAGGUUGGCAUCGAGGCAAGGUAGGUCCUUAUGAUCUCAUAGUCUUAAAAUACGUUAUUAUCCAUUUUAAUAUAAGUAUAAUGUUUUCUUUACAAUAUUCUGAACUCGAUAAAAAGAACAUGCAAAGCUCUACAUACCCUGUGACGAAUAUAAACAAACAAAAAUAAUUUUAAAACUUUGAGACCAUGCCAAGCACUUAGUAUAAUGAUAACAUAAUAUCUACAGUGUGAACCUAAAGAAGACCCAUUUAAUGUUGAGAAUGUAUUUGUCAGUUGUCAUAAUCAUCUAUACCGUAUUACGAAAUCAAUGGGAAUAAGUACGUAAAGCUUCAAUUAUAAAUAGUUGUCAGUUCCCAGCAUGACAAAUGAAUAAAGUGUUUUUAAAGUUGGCAUAGGGAUACAACUCGCAGCCGCCCAAGCAUGCCCUUAAAAUUUAUAACAUUGGUGUAAAUGAAGCUAUAUAAUAGCCACAUAGAAUCUCUGACUUAAUUCAUCUUCGCGUUCGUUCAUCUUGAAUACACGUGCUUGGUUAUUUGAAGAAUUUCACUUGACGCUAAAUUAUUAUACGGUCUAAACACGAGAUGCUUUGCUUGAAAGCAAUGUUGAUCGUUUUAUGUUUACCAAGAGGUACCCUGUAUGUAUGAACACUGAAAUGCCAUGGGGGAAAAAGGAAUGAUAUCAGUUAAUGUAUAGUUUUCAUGGGACAUUAAUUUUUAAGGUUUCACGCACAUUUUGGCUACAGUUAGUGUUUACGUCACGUAGCAAGAGACUUCCUUCUUUAUUUUCAUUUAUU
This is a messenger RNA of Lingula anatina, 1881 nucleotides long. RefSeq names its product ankyrin repeat, SAM and basic leucine zipper domain-containing protein 1. Gene Ontology annotation, cellular component: pi-body. The record is from RefSeq and is a predicted model, not a curated record. Gene Ontology annotation, molecular function: protein binding. Lineage: Eukaryota; Metazoa; Brachiopoda; Lingulata; Lingulida; Lingulidae.